Messenger RNA from Prorocentrum cordatum, 549 nucleotides. The record is from the annotation of a GenBank genome assembly. NCBI's taxonomy places the organism in Eukaryota, Dinophyceae, Prorocentrales, Prorocentraceae.
AUGCAGCUGGCGGGGGCCAGCGACCAGUUCGGGGCCGCGGCGCAGAUGGCCGCGGCGCAGAUGGCCCAGCAGUUUGGGGCGGCAGGUGGAUGCAUGGGACAGUCACCGAUGGGCGGCCAGUUCGGCAUGGCCGGCGCAUUCGGUGCGGGCUACUCCAUGACGCCCCAGGGGAUGAUGGCCCAGGCAGGGACCGGCGCGAACUACCAGGAUCCAGCGGGCAUGUAUAACGCUUUCCAGGCGCAGAACGCCGCGGCAUCGCAGUUCAACGCCUUCCAGGGAUUCCAGGCAAAUGCCCAGCAGAACUCCAUGGGCCAGACUAUGCAGCAGUUUGGCCAGAUGGGCCAGGCGCAGCAGGCGCAGACGUUGGGGAGCGGCCGCUACGACGAGGACGUCGAGAGGCAGCUGGAGAGGUGGGUGGAGGCAAAGCGAACUCGCGACUUCAGGACGGCCGACGAGAUACGCGUAGGACUGAGGGCCAGGGGCAUCGACCCGGACACCGUCCGGCCCUCCGACAGCGGCGGGGACGCCAAGCGCCUGAGGAUCAGCUGA